Messenger RNA from Cyphomyrmex costatus, 1618 nucleotides. It is a transcript of the gene SerRS-m, whose product is annotated as Seryl-tRNA synthetase, mitochondrial. Gene Ontology annotation, biological process: seryl-tRNA aminoacylation. Gene Ontology annotation, molecular function: serine-tRNA ligase activity; ATP binding. Bases 223 to 1542 code for a protein of 439 amino acids. The transcript has 4 exons. NCBI's taxonomy places the organism in Eukaryota, Metazoa, Arthropoda, Insecta, Hymenoptera, Formicidae. The record is from RefSeq and is a predicted model, not a curated record.
UCUACUCUCUACUAGAAUCACAUGUGCUAGAAUCGUGGAGUCUCAGCACUUUCAACUUUUAGUAACAAAAAGGAUCAGUGGUCAAAAUUAACGAAUAUUAAUCGUUAACCUAAUUUUAUUGAUUUUUUAGCUGCUAUAGCUAAACUGUACCCUCAUUUUUAACUGGACGCAUGUUAUUGAGAUAUAUAAGCUAAUACAUUUAUCUUCAAAUGUUAAAAAAAAAUGAGAAUUAAUCUUCAACAGAAUUUCAAGCAGUUUUGUAGGUCACGGUGUUUCUUGCUACACACAUUAUCCGCAGAAGCACCAAAGAAAAAUGUAAUCGAUACGAAAUUAUUUGUGCCAGAACCAGAAUAUGAUACAGAUUUCUUAUGCAACCCUGUAAAUCGUGAUAUUAUUUUCAAUAAUAUUAAAAGUCGAAAAGGUAUUGGAGAUAUUGAUAAAGUUCUCGAAUAUUCCAGUAAUCCUGAAAAACAAGAAUUACUUUUGCAAGAAUUAGGCAAAAUACCAAAUCGUACACAUCCUGCAGUAAUUGAAUAUGGAGAUAAGCCAAAAUUGUUAAAGAAGUGUGGCAGAAAACCACAAUUUGACUUUGAGCCACAAGAGUUUGCAGAACUUACCACUAAUUUAAAAGCGAUAAGAACUCAUACACUUGGCCCUGUUACUGGACAAAGAAGUUAUAUACUUCUUGGGGAUCUAGCAGAAUUGGAGGAAGCACUAAUUCAGUAUACGAUUAGAAGAUUGAUGAAGCAUGGAUUUAAAUUAUUGUCAGUACCUGAUAUUAUCCCUACUAAAAUAAUCGAGAGAUGUGGUUUAAUAGUGGAUGAUGAUCGAACUUUGGUAUAUAAUUUAGAAUCUCAUUAUGAUGACAAAUAUAGUUUGUCUGGAACUGCAGAAAUGUCAUUAGCUAGCAAAUUGAUGAAUACUAUACUUUCCUAUGACAUGCUACCAAUGAAAUUGGCAGCUGUCAGCCGAUGCUAUCGUGCAGAGGGUUCAGGUGCUUUAGUUGAAAGAGGAAUCUAUAGAGUUCAUCAGUUUACUAAAGUGGAAAUGUUUGUUUGCUCUAAACCAAAUCAAUCUGAGGAAGUGUUUCAAGAUCUUCAGAAUAUACAGGAGGAAUUGUUCUCUUCGUUAGGAUUGCACUUUCAAAUAAUGGACAUGCCAUCACUUGAAUUAGGUUCACCAGCUUAUAGGAAAUGUGAUAUGGAAGGUUGGAUGCCUGGAAGAAAAUUAUAUGGUGAAUUAUCCAGUUGUAGUAAUUGUACAGAUUAUCAGUCAAGACGCCUUAAUAUUAAGUAUAGGACAGAAGAUGGAAAUACGGCUCACGUGCAUACGCUAAAUGGAACUGCAUGCGCGAUACCUCGCAUGUUAAUCGCAUUGUGUGAAACGUAUCAAACAAGACAUCAUCGUAUCACUGUGCCAGAUGAAUUGGUGCCUCUGAUGAAGGGUAAAACACUCAUUAGAAAGCAACCAAUCGCAGAUAUGAGAACUUAUAAAUAUAAACCAAAAUUAAAUAUAAAACAGGAAACUCUGAAUGAAAUAUAAAUAUUGUAACUGUGCUGCUUAUGAAUGAAUACUAUGAUCAUAGAUUGAACAAAUUUCUUUUCUUUAUCAAGUUCUU